AUGUGGCUUCUUGGAUCAGCUUCCCAGGUGAUGAUGAUGAUGGAUGAGCGCCUGUCUCCCUCCGCACGCUCCGUCCAGAGCCCGGGUGACAACCCGGCCACAAUCCACAGCAUAGACGCCAUACUGGGAUUUAAAGAGGACCAGCUCUUCCACAAGUCGGCCUGCUACGGCGUGACGGAUAAGGUCCUGGUGAAAGAUGCUGAGCGGAAUGUCAUUAUGUCUCCACUGAAGAAAAGUCAUUCUUCAGAAAGUUUUGACAGUGUUUGUUGUUCCGGCGGCGCCGCGGAAGCCUCGGUGUGCCCGGACUCUCCGGACGGCAAACUGUCGGAUGACGAUAACCCGAAGAAGAAACACCGUCGGAACCGGACUACUUUCACCACCUUCCAGCUCCACGAACUGGAGAGAGCUUUCGAAAAGUCCCAUUACCCGGAUGUGUACAGCAGAGAGGAGCUCGCUCUGAAGGUCAACCUGCCGGAGGUCCGAGUGCAGGUGUGGUUUCAAAACCGACGGGCCAAGUGGCGUCGCCAGGAGAAGCUGGAGGUGAGCUCCAUCAAGCUGCAGGAAACCUCCUCCUCCCUGCUCUCCUUCAGCCGCUCCAGCAGCUCCCUGGGCUCCAGUCUGCAGCUGGACCCCUGGCUCUCCACCUCCCUCACCACCUCCACCUCCCUGCAGUCCCUCCCCGGCUUCAUCACAGGCUCGCAGGGCCUCCCGGGCACUUACACCCCCUCUCCUCCACCCUCAAUGGCCUCUUCCAUGCCGGCUUCCUUCCUGGGACACAGCCAUCACCUGCCCCACAUGGGCUCCAUGUGCCCCCCGCCCCCCGCCUACCACUGCUCUGCUGACCCCAGGAACACCAGCAUUGCUUCACUGAGGAUGAGGGCAAAGGAACAUAUUCAGUCUAUUGGGAAGACGUGGUGA
Molecule: messenger RNA, 918 nt
Organism: Trematomus bernacchii (emerald rockcod)
Lineage: Eukaryota; Metazoa; Chordata; Actinopteri; Perciformes; Nototheniidae
Gene: rax
Product: retinal homeobox gene 3
Exons: 3
Coding region: 1-918 (305 amino acids)
Biological process (GO): positive regulation of transcription by RNA polymerase II
Molecular function (GO): RNA polymerase II cis-regulatory region sequence-specific DNA binding; DNA-binding transcription factor activity, RNA polymerase II-specific
Source: RefSeq, a predicted model, not a curated record